Uranotaenia lowii is the source of this 721-nucleotide messenger RNA. Its product is annotated as general odorant-binding protein 68-like. The transcript has 3 exons. The record is from RefSeq and is a predicted model, not a curated record. The coding region runs from base 31 to 609 and encodes 192 amino acids. NCBI's taxonomy places the organism in Eukaryota, Metazoa, Arthropoda, Insecta, Diptera, Culicidae.
UAAAAAAAAUAACAGAAAGAAGCUGAAAACAUGAAGGUGAUAUUUUUUGUGGUAGCUGCUUCGUUAGCAGUUUUAUCGGCGGUGACCUGGGCGGAAAAUCCCUGUGCCAAUGGACCUCCAAACUCGAAGAACCCAGCUGAGUGUUGCAACACGCCAAUGCUGCUCGAUAAGGAAAUCAUGAUGGAUUGCUACCAAAAGUUCGGAGAGCAAACCAAACGCCAGCUGAAAAUGGAGGGCGUCCCUCGUGGUUGCUGCAUCGCCGAGUGUGGCCUCAAUGCAACCGGUCUCUACUCCAAUGGGAUGGUCAAUCGCGAGGGUCUAACGACGAUGUUCAUGGACGCCGUCAAGGAUAUGCCCGACUGGCAGAACCUGGUGCGCAAUACGAUGGACGAGUGCUUCAAGAUGGCCGAAUCGAUGAAGGAUGUUAUCGAGGCCGGUUCGAAGCUGGAACCUAGCUUCGAGGGCGAAAUGAUCUGUCAUCCGAUCUCGGGAACCAUCCUGCGGUGCAUGGGAAUGAAUCUGUACGCAAAUUGCCCGGCCAGCAUCUACAAGGGUGGGGACGAAUGUGAUCAGCUGAAGGAGUAUUCCAAGAUGUGCCCGAUUAUGUAGAAUGAGAGUAGGAAUUUUUAGUGAGGACAUUAGCUUAAGCUGGAAGAAACCUGAUGGAUGGAGUGCUCCAUAAAUUGAUGAUUUGAAAUAAAAAGUAUCAUUGUUGUUGCAA